Messenger RNA from Anoplopoma fimbria (sablefish), 3975 nucleotides. RefSeq names its product FAM20C golgi associated secretory pathway kinase b (gene fam20cb). Gene Ontology annotation, biological process: protein phosphorylation. The coding region runs from base 660 to 2336 and encodes 558 amino acids. Lineage: Eukaryota; Metazoa; Chordata; Actinopteri; Perciformes; Anoplopomatidae. Gene Ontology annotation, cellular component: Golgi apparatus. The transcript is spliced from 12 exons. Gene Ontology annotation, molecular function: protein serine/threonine kinase activity. The record is from RefSeq and is a predicted model, not a curated record.
UCCUGCUUUUUUUUUUUUACACCCCUAAAGGUUGUGUGGCCCUGCGGGAGUGUCUCUGUCUGCUGUUACCUGUGCACUCCGCUCCGCUGGCUCGCCUCGGGUGAUCAGUCGGGGACUCGAUGUGACAGAAAUUACGCAUCCUGGAUCUCCGAGACAGAAGUCCCAGCUGAUCCACGGCUGCUCUUCCACCGUACCGGGUCGGGGUUUGGAUGGUGAAGACAGAUGUAACGGAUCAUCCCCACCUUUGCGUAUCGCAGCUGAUUUUUGGAUCCUACGAACUUGUUCUCCACUCUUGUGUUCCUUCUGAAUCAUGUUUCUGGUCUACAGGAAAGCGGCGGCGUGAAGACGAUGUGGCUCUCACAGCUACACCGUCGGUCUGGACUGACUCACCGUGUUUUACCUGGACGCUUGCGGAUGAUUUUGCGCUUUUGAAAAAAAAUCUCCUUGCACAUAAACAGGACUCUGAUGUUGAAAACACAAAAGGCUGAACACUGAAUCCUUUACUCAAGACGGCAAGCGACGAUGGUUCCUACGUGUUUAAUGUAUAUUUCAUUAGAUUGGCGUCCAGUCUGAUCAACAUCAUCAGCGAUGUAGUCAGCCUGUUCAUCUGCGUGCUGAUCAUUUGCAGUAAAUACUCACAUCUGCUCAAAAGGGAGACCAUGAAGAUGAUCCUCCUGCGCAAAUUCCGAGUUCUGAUCCUCAUGGUGUUCCUCAUCGCUUGCUCCAUGCACAUCAUGAUAGACUUGUUACCGAAGCUGGAGAGGCACGGCAACAGCGGCUGCUCUUGCUCCCACACGCCGAGCGAGGAGCCUCAGAGCUGGGGGAAGCAGGGCUGGCCUAACAAGCACACGCUGCGAAUCCUCCAGGACUUCAGCAACGAGCCCAGCUCCAACGUGUCCUCCCACUCCCUGGAAAGGGUCCCGGUGACGGGGGACAAAACGCAGGCGCUCAGGAGGCUGGAGCAUCUCGGGCAACGCGGCGACAGGAAGAGGCAGUUCAUCCAGGACGCCACGGGGACCAGAAACGUGCCGCGUAAGGGUUCAAGGUUGUCGGCUCUCUAUGACCACCCCUUAUAUAAAAGAUCCCUGCCACCUCUGACGGACGAGGACACGCUGUUCAACGUCAACACGGACAUCAGAUUUGACCCCAAAGCUGCAGAGGAUCAGGCAUGGAAUAAUGAAGGCAACCUGGAUGAGUUCAGCCCAACAGGGGAGCUGACGCCCGACACCUACCCCAACUGGCUCCGCUUUCACAUUGGGAUUAAUCGAUACGAGCUGUACUCCAGACACAACCCGGUCAUCGACGCCCUCCUGAAGGACCUGGUCACUCAGAAGAUCACCAGCGUCGCAAUGAAGUCUGGAGGCACUCAGCUCAAGCUCAUCAUGACCUUCCAGAACUAUGGCCAGGCUCUCUUUAAACCUAUGAAGCAAACCCGGGAGCAGGAGACCCCACCAGACUUCUUCUAUUUCUCUGACUUUGAAAGACACAACGCCGAGAUCGCCGCCUUUCAUCUGGACAAGAUCCUGGACUUUCGGCGUGUCCCUCCUGUGGCCGGCAGGCUUGUCAACAUGACGAAGGAGAUCCGAGAUGUCACACAAGACAAAAAGCUCUGGAGGACCUUCUUUAUUUCACCAGCCAACAACGUGUGUUUCUACGGAGAGUGUUCGUACUACUGCUCCACUGAGCAUGCUCUGUGCGGUAAACCAGACCAGUUAGAAGGAUCCCUGGCUGCCUUCCUCCCGGACCUGGCCCUCGCCAAACGCAAGACCUGGAGGAACCCAUGGAGACGCUCCUAUCACAAACGCAAGAAGGCAGAAUGGGAGGUGGACCCGGACUACUGCGAGGAAGUCAAACAGACUCCACCGUAUGACAGUGGGACACGACUGCUGGACAUCAUGGACAUGACCGUCUUUGACUUCCUCAUGGGAAACAUGGAUCGCCACCAUUAUGAAACAUUCGAAAAGUUUGGAAAUGAGACCGUCAUCAUCCACCUGGACAACGGCAGAGGCUUUGGAAAGCACUCCCAUGAUGAGAUAUCCAUUCUGGUGCCGUUGACCCAGUGCUGCAGGGUAAGGAAGUCGACCCAUUUGCGUCUGCAGCUGCUGGCUAAGGAAGAAUACAAGCUGUCCAUGCUCAUGGCAGAAUCCCUGGUGAGGGACCGCCUUAGUCCCAUCCUCAUCCAGCCACACCUGGAUGCCAUGGACCGACGACUACGCCUGGUGCUCAAUGUGCUGUCAGAAUGCAUUGAAAAGGAGGGCUACAGUUACGUUGUAGAGGACGACCUCGAUGGGUACCAAGGGACAGACCACGGCCACAACGGCCCACGUCGGAGGUAGCUGUCCCGGGGCGCUGGCAGCUAGGUAGGACUGACUCUCUGGAGAUAGGAGAUUGAGUCUUUCUCUUAAAACUGAACUGGCACCUUGUAACACAGGUGAGCUCCAUCUGUACCGAAUUCCUCAGAGGGCUCGAUUUUUUUUUUUGUUAGCUGAACUUUCAGGGAAGCCUGUUUGCCUGAGGUUAAUAUAAGCUGUCUGGAAGUGGAAGCCUGCUGGAUAGGACUGGACCUUGACAAACAAGUGCAAUGACUUUAACUGCACAGAUGCUCGCAGGUGUUGUCGAAGAGUUCUGGAUGGAUCUGGGGCCGGGUCACAAACUAAACUGAACCAACCCCCACAUCACCUAGAAUCCUUAAAUUAUCAACCCCUGACUCUAGUGUAGGAUGAUGGUGACAGCGCACCAACCCACCGCAGCACUACCAAACCAUGAAAGUUUUGCAAGAGACACUUUCUCUCUGUCUUGUUCAGGACCCUUUUUUGAAUUCAGUGAAUUCUGAGAGACUUGUAAAGAACCCCCCCCCCCCUCUCUUCACAAGCUGAAUUAUAUGUUUAUACGUAUUGUUGGUAUUGCAAGUGUUUGGGUUGAACAUUCACGGUGGAGGAGGAUGUAGAGAUUGACUUCCUGUUGUCUUAAUUAUCAAAAUGAUGUUUUAUUACAUAGUAUUAUUAUUUUUUUUGAUUACUGCGUAGUUGAUUCAGCUUUUUCAAGAUGGAAAUAUUUGAUUGGAGUGCAGGCUUACUCCGCGAUUUGUCUUUUAAUUUUGCCCAUAAAUGUUACUUGUACUUGAGAGAGUAUUUAUUAAAAUUCAUAUUUAUUAUUUUAAAUGAACACAAAUCGGUUUCUGUUAAGAAUGAACUGUAGAAUUUUCAUCACAGUGGUGCACUUCCUAAUUUGUCCACAAGGGGGCAAACUGAGCAUGUGCAAAAGUAGCUGCCAGGUCCGUGCCUCUCAGUGAAGUUAACCCUCCACAUUUCACCCCAUUCCAAGUAUCAAGUUCGCUUUAAAAUAAGUAUUGUUCGACAACAUUUAAUCCAGCAACUGUUUCUGUUUUAUUCUUUCAGUGCAACAGAUAUGAGGUUAGAUUUAUGGUACCAAAAGCCAAAUGUGACACCAAUAGUUUUUAAAUUAUUGUUUCUUUGUAAUAUAUUUGAUGUCCAGAUGUUGCUGUUGUGGAGAGAUUAUUUUUCAAGAUGUAUAUUUCAUUCUUUACCAACAGCUGAUAGCUUUUAACUGUUGGUGUCAACGAUUCAGUCGCUGGCUGAAAGUUAAUAUAUACAGUAGGAAAAUCUAGUGCCUGUGCAAUGAUAGAAAUACUUGAAUGUCUGGUUUCAUAGCAGAAAGGCUGGAACUCCUCCUGGGUACGAGCUAUAGGUAAGAUUCAGAGGUCUACAUAUAUGUGUGUGCUGACUCCAUCUGUUCCAUAAGGGGUUUAUUAUACAGUCUAAGUUUCCAUAGUCCUGUGUCAGGUCAGUUCAGUGUGUAUGGACAUAUGGGUGGAUCCAUAGUGAACCUUAAGAUGAUGUAUUCUUAAAGUGAAAAUGAUUCUUUUUUCUUUUCUCUUUUUUUUUAUUCAACUCAUGGUUUCUGUGGAUUUUUACCAUUCCUUUGCAUCAUGGUAAAAGUGCAAUAAAACAAAAU